GAGCUGAUUUUCCCUCUGUCGUCGUUGCCCUCGUCCUCCUCUCCGUGUUGUUGUUCUCGGUGACGCGACGGAGGUGUAGCCUGACGCGGUCUCUUACGUGUCGGUCUGAAUAAAAGUGGAGCUCCGUAGACCCGGGAGUGACGAAGCGAGUCUGUGUUGAUUUUAAAUGACCAUGGAGGCUUGUGCAGAGACAAGGCAAAGUGGUGAGGUGGCUGUUUCGGAAUCUGAGGUCCAGCAGAUCACCUUGACCCAGGCAUCUAUAGCAGCCAGUCAGAUGUCAUCCAGCAGUCCCACAGUCACACUGGUGCAGCUACCCAACGGCCAGACUGUCCAAGUGCAUGGAGUAAUCCAAGCAGCUCAACCCUCAGUCAUCCAGUCACCACAAGUCCAGACGGUUCAGAUAUCAACUGUUGGUGAAAGUGAGGAUUCUCAAGAGUCUGUCGACAGUGUCACAGAUUCUCAAAAGAGGCGGGAGAUCCUUUCCAGGCGGCCCUCAUACAGAAAAAUCCUGAACGAUUUGUCAUCAGACGCUCCUGCAGUCCCUCGUAUUGAGGAAGAGAAGUCAGAGGAUGACUCGACCCCUGCCAUCACCACAGUCACCAUGCCCACUCCCAUCUAUCAGACCAGCAGUGGCCAGUACAUUGCGAUUACCCAAGGAGGCGCUAUCCAACUAGCCAACAACGGCACAGACGGUGUGCAAGGCCUGCAGACGCUGACCAUGGCCAAUGCUGCUGCAGCCCAGCCAGGCACCACUAUCCUGCAGUAUGCCCAGACCAGCGAUGGGCAGCAGAUCCUGGUGCCAAGUAAUCAGGUGGUUGUGCAAGCUGCCUCGGGUGAUGUCCAGGCCUAUCAGAUCCGCACAGCUACGACGAGCGCUAUCACUCCUGGUGUUGUUAUGGCAACAUCACCUGCAAUGGGCACCGGAACAGGCACUGAGGAGGUCACGCGCAAGAGGGAGGUUCGCCUGAUGAAAAAUAGGGAGGCAGCCCGCGAGUGUCGCAGGAAGAAGAAAGAGUACGUCAAGUGUUUGGAGAACCGCGUCGCUGUGUUGGAGAACCAGAACAAAACCCUCAUUGAGGAACUUAAAGCCCUCAAAGACUUGUACUGCCACAAAUCUGAGUAGAGAGAGAGCAGCCACCAUCCCACUCCGCCCCCCCAUGUAUAGAGACUCGGCGCAGAGCCAUGCAUCUGGAGGCCACUUUCCCUUUUCUACUCUUCUGCUUCCUUUUUAAAAUAAACUGCUGACAAAUAUUCAAGUGACACAUCACAAAAAAAGAAAACUCAAGCAACGAAGACCGUUUUUUAGAAAUUCUACUUUCAUGGCAAUUCGCACAACAAUGAGGAAAACGGAGGAGGAGCUCAACCCUGCAGGGUCCGUGUAAGUGAUGGAGCUUCGUGGUCAUGAUAUUGGGCGACACCAAAGGGAAGCAUUCCAGUCUAAGGUGCUUGGACUCACCUGGCCACAUCACCACCACGCAGACUUUUUACAUAUUCGCACACAUGCCGAGGAGUUAUUGUAUGUGUUCAUUGUAACUUUUACGUUACUGUGUUACUUUUUUGGCUUGCAAAACAUAGAGAGCUGCAUCACCGUUUUAUCUGAGCUGUAUUUUUGUUUUUUUGUUUCGUUUUCGGUGUUAUCUGCUCGUGUAAUGCUAUUGACCUUUUUUUUUUUUUUUUUACUGCAUUACUUUGCCUUGUACAUGAACAAAUAUAUUAAUGCUGGAUUGUAACAAGUUUGUUUAUCGCAGCUUUAAAACAUACAGUGGUGAUGCAUCAUGGCAGUUGGGUAUAUCACAGUUUUAAUGACUUUUUAAAAUUUGAAACACACAAGAUGUGUUUUACAUUUUUCUUUUUAUUUUGCCAAAUAUGUUUUAAAAUAUGAAACAAGUUCACUGAAACCCUCGCUUCCAAAAUGAGUAACUCUGAGUUGGUUCAACUUGCAUUUAUUUCAAGUUACAUUUUUAAUUUGACAUGAAAGUUUACCAGUGAUGAAAACAUACUGUUUAUUAAAAUAUAUGGUGCCGCAGCAGCUCUAAUCAUCUGCAGUUCCUCUCCAAAUUUCUUUACAGUUAUAAAGUGCAAUUUCCGUGCAAAAACAAUCCUGCAUUUGAUGAAUGGCGAGAAAAGAAAAACAAAACAGGAAGUUCACACAUUUCUGUUGAAUUUUUAUUGAGAAAAAUCUUACACAUCUGAAAACAAAGUGGAUUAUUUUGGAAUUGCCAUACUGUGUAAGGUAUUAUGUAUAGUCUUGAAAUAGUAUGCUUUUUUUUUUUUUUCAAUGUUGCUUUUCAUUUUCUAUUCAGUUUAAAAAAAAUGCCAGCACCAAUCUGUGUAUGAAAAAAUGUUAGAGGCUUUGGAAUUUUGGCAGCUGUUAAUAAACGUGUUUCUUGUAGGUGUCGACUUGUCAC
Synchiropus splendidus (mandarinfish) is the source of this 2408-nucleotide messenger RNA. It is a transcript of the gene creb1a, whose product is annotated as cAMP responsive element binding protein 1a. Gene Ontology annotation, molecular function: protein binding; DNA-binding transcription factor activity, RNA polymerase II-specific; cAMP response element binding. Lineage: Eukaryota; Metazoa; Chordata; Actinopteri; Syngnathiformes; Callionymidae. The coding region runs from base 167 to 1123 and encodes 318 amino acids. Gene Ontology annotation, cellular component: nucleus; ATF4-CREB1 transcription factor complex. The record is from RefSeq and is a predicted model, not a curated record. The transcript is spliced from 8 exons. Gene Ontology annotation, biological process: regulation of transcription by RNA polymerase II.